GAUAACCCGGCCCUAGUCCCUUCGCGAGAGAAGGCAAAAGGGGGGCUGCGGCCUUUGCCUGCUGCAGGGCCGCGCGGGAGACAAAACUUCUCCGUUGCCCCCGAGGAGCAGCCGCCGGGAGACUCCCACCAGCCGCCCCAGCAUCCCGCCCCCGCUGUCCAUCCAUCUCCCGCGGGAUCCGGAGAGAGGAAGCCAAGGCCGGGGAGCGGAGUCCAAGCGGAACUUGCGACCCUCCCCCGCGCGGAGUCCCGGGGCGCAGAGGAGUCGGCGGGGCGGGAGGGGUGUCUGCCGGGAGGCGCCUCCUCCAUCUGCUGCGUGGGGAAAGAGCCAAGGCGAAGCAAGAGCUGCGUGUGCAGGGAGUGCCCGGGAUCGGACUGCAAAGGGCGCUGCCUCCUAGCCCGGGGGGCAGCUCGGGCCCUUGGCCAAGCUGCGGCCCGGCGCCGCGCAAAGUGCAAGAAAGUCGGGAAAAGUUUCUGCCCGUCGAGGUCUCCCCGCCGUGCCGCUGCCUGCCGGGCGUGUGACACGCAGCACCGCUGCAGUGGGAGGAGGGCCGGGCUGGGACCUCCCUCCAGCGCAGGAGGAGACUCAACCCGUGCUUUUUGCGGGCUGGGUUGCAUCGCACCCACCCUUGAUUUGCAACUUUCCCCCCGGCCACCCUUCGGUUCCCCAGCAGCUGGAGGAGGCUGCUCCCCGUCGGGGUAUGUGCGGGCAGCGGCGGGAUGGCCUCGGCCGUGUUUGAGGGCACCUCUCUGGUGAACAUGUACGUGAGGGGCUGCUGGGUGAACGGCAUCCGGAGACUCAUCAUCAAUCGGCGCGGGGACGAGGAGGAGUUCUUCGAGAUCCGCACCGAGUGGUCGGACAGGAACGUUCUCUACUUGCACCGGAGCUACUCGGACCUGGGCCGCCUCUUCAAGAGGCUGCUGGACUCCUUCCCGGAGGAUCGCCCCGAGCUGUCACAGUCCCCCCUGCUCCAAGGACUAAUCACAAUAAAAGAGGCCCGUGAUAUAGAAGCCAGGCUUAAUGAAGUGGAGAAGCUUCUGAAGAUUAUUAUAAAUAUGCCUUGGAAAUAUUCUAGAUCUGAAGUUGUCCUUACCUUCUUUGAAAGAUCUCCGUUAGAUCAAGUGUUAAAAAAUGACAAUGUCCAUAAAAUUCAACCAAGCUUUCAGAGUCCGGUUAAAAUAUCAGAAAUCAUGCGAUCUAAUGGAUUUUGUUUAGCAAACACUGAAACAAUAGUUAUUGACCACAGUAUACCAAACGGAAAAGACAAGCACCUGGAUGUAGAUUCAGCAGAGCACUUGUUUGAAACCGUUAGUGAGUUUACUUCAGAGCUAGAAGACACUGAUGAUCCAGCAGCCUAUGUCACCAACUUGACAUAUUACCACCUGGUCCCAUUUGAGACGGAUAUUUUGGACUGAGGCUUUCCAGGGACCCAGUCAGCUAGCAUCCAACUGAUUUCUUUGCUCAUAGACUCUGCUUUCCCAUUGCUCUUCUAUGAAUAAAGCUGUGUGAUUAAAAACAGCAGAGAAGUUGCUGCAGAUAUGCCAUGAAACUGAUUUUGCAGCUUAGCCCUUCAUUGUGACUCAAGGAGGCACCUUGCAAGGAAGUAACUGCUUCAAGAAACUCCUUUUUCCCUGAACGGAAUGUAGCAAGAUCUUAGGGCUACUUGGAUCCAAGGAAAUCAUUUUGGCAAAGGCCAUGGCAACCACUACAGUGACAGAACCAUAAGCGAUCAUUCUGUCGUUUGGCCCCAGUGGUCACUGGUAUACAGUGCAACUUGUACAAAAGACUACCCUUAUUAGCAGCUUCCUGUCUUAAAACGUCACAACAAAAUAUCCCCAGAUGUACCGAGUACACUUCCACUCCACCUUUAUUAGAAGACCACCUCUGUUAAGCAGUCAACGUUUGUCAGUCCCUUUAUGUGGUCACUUAAGACAGAUCCCAUAGUUUGCUGUGUGUUCAGCUGUGAGAUGACAGGUGCCUUACAUAUAAUGUUACAAAUACCAUAGAGUGCCUACAGGAAACCAAUGCACAAUCUGAUUACUUUACCUCUGUUAAUCCUUGGGUGUUGGUUAAUCAUCCGAGAGCUGACUUCUUUCCUUUCCUUUCCUGAAAUAGGAGAGCAAACUGGCAUUGCAAUGGAAAGCUUAUAAUGCUGCAGUACCUUGAAUUACUUCGGAGUUCUGGAAAGCCGAUAGGAAGGCUAAACUGCCUUGCUAAGAAUGGUCAGUGCAUGCCAGGCACUUGGAUCUGUUUUUUCUCUUGGAUCAGGAAAUCUGAGCAGUGCUUGCAGUUGUUUACACAAGAUGGAUAAUUACCUUUGCGUAUUACUUUCCAGAGAAUGGGGAGAUUUAAGCCCUGUAGGGACUGAGAAUUAAAGAUAAACUACAGUGUAUUUUACGAGGACAGGAUAAAAGAAACCACCCCAGCUCAGAUAGUCUGCUUAACCCACCCCCAUAGACCUAAUGGGCCUGAUUCUGAUCUUGCCUACACUGGUUUCAUACCAAUGAAAUUCUAUUCACCUCAAUGGAGUUACGCCAGUGUAAGAGAGGGCAGUGUCAGACCCCAAAGGCUCUUUACUACUGAGUAGUGCAACGUUAACCUCUCUUAGAGCUCAAUCUUGUAAGUUGCUGAGCACCCUGAAUUCCCAAUAUGAGCUCAACACCCUGCAUGAUCAGGCCCUGACCUUUCAUCAAGCAUUUAAUGUAGUAAUGGCCAGAAUUAAUUUAAAGAGAGAUGAACUGAGAAGAGUGCAUUUUGAGCUGGUUAUCUGUACAAUAGCUUUGCCUUGGUUCUGAAGAACUUGGCACAGCUCCUCUCCUGUAUACUCUUCAGUGCUCUUUGUAUAAUAACAGUAAACAGAAUUUGCUAAUGUACAUAAUAAAUUAUUGAGAAUCCUAAUUCCUUUACACGGUAUGUUUUUAAAAUAUAUAUUUAAUGAAAUAAAAUUACUCACCUUAAAUAUGAUAGCUUCAUUUAAA
Molecule: messenger RNA, 2978 nt
Organism: Trachemys scripta elegans
Lineage: Eukaryota; Metazoa; Chordata; Testudines; Emydidae
Gene: PXDC1
Product: PX domain containing 1
Exons: 5
Coding region: 720-1415 (231 amino acids)
Molecular function (GO): phosphatidylinositol binding
Source: RefSeq, a predicted model, not a curated record